Bactrocera neohumeralis is the source of this 1066-nucleotide messenger RNA. RefSeq lists its product as uncharacterized. Lineage: Eukaryota; Metazoa; Arthropoda; Insecta; Diptera; Tephritidae. Bases 698 to 1066 code for a protein of 122 amino acids. The record is from RefSeq and is a predicted model, not a curated record. The transcript is spliced from 3 exons.
GUUUUUGGGAGUACGAUGUCAAAAAGAUAGAUGACAUCCGAUUUAAAGAAAACUUUCGUCUAAACAAAGAAGCUUUUCACAAAAUAUGUGAAAAGGUUAAGGAAAUCGGAAAGUCCAACAGCAACACGCGACUUUGCAUUCCACUUCAGAAAAGAGUGGCUAUUGCGUUGUAUGCGUUAGGUUCUUCAGCGGAAUACAGAACUGUAGCAAGUUUAUUUGGCGUAGGACGCACCACAGUUGGGGAAAUAGUUGUGGAUUUUUGCAAAGCUGUGUGCACAAAUUUAUCGGAUUGCAUCAAUUCCUAUCCCCCAAGCACAGAAGAAGUAGAGCGAAAUGUACAAGGUUUUGCACACCUUGGUUUUCCGCAAUGUUUUGGAGCAAUAGAUGGCUGCCACAUUGAGGUUCAGCCGAAAAAGGAAGAUGCGAUCGAUUAUUACAAUUAUAAGGGGUGGUAUUCGGUUGUUCUGCUGGCAAGUUGCGACUAUAGAUCAAAAUUUACAUAUAUACACGUUGGGUAAACUGGAAGAAAUAACGAUUCGUAAAUUGCUCAGAGCAUCAAAAUGAUUGGAGAUGUUAAUGUCGCCGUAAUACUUAUUGGCGAUUCAGCCUUUCGAUUGUCGCGUUACAUGAUGAAGCCUUUUCCAUACUCACCAAAUCAACCAGUGUUAGAAAAAACAUUUAACUAUCGUUUAUCCAAAUGUCGCAGAGUUACAGAGAAUUCGGUCAACUAAAAGCUCGAUUUAGAAAAAUUGGCAGAGGUUUACCGGUAGCUCCAAAAAACGUUAACGUUAUUAUACAUGCAUGCUGUAUUUUGCACAAUUUUCUAAAAAUUGAAAAUGAUGAAAUUCCUUCUUCGUGGAUCCAAGAUGCUGCAGAAAUAAGUACAGAAAUUCAACCACAUCACACUACAAGAGCUGGGGAAAAUGAUGAAACAGCAUCGGCUAUUAGAAAUGCAAUAGCUCUGAGUUUUCAUGAAGGUGAUGGUGACGGCAACGAAGGUGGCAGCGGACAUGAUGGUGGUGGUGACGGCAACGAAGGUGGCAGCGGACAUGAUGGCGAUAAAUAA